AUGCGAGUCCUUGUGGGUGGUGGCACGGGCUUCAUUGGGACAGCCCUCGUCCAGCUGCUGAAAGCCCGGGGCCACGAAGUGACUUUGGUCUCCCGAAAACCUGGGCCAGACCGGAUCACGUGGGAGGAGCUCGCUAGCUCAGGACUGCCCCCUUGUGAUGCUGCUGUCAACCUGGCCGGGCAGAACAUCCUCAACCCUCUCCGAAGGUGGAAUGAAGCCUUCCAAAAAGAGGUUCUUGACAGCCGGCUGGAGACCACCCAAAUGCUAGCAACCACCAUCUCCAAGGCCCCACAGCCCCCCAAGACCUGGAUCUUAGUCACAGGAGUAGCUUAUUACCAGCCCAGCCUGACUGCAGAAUAUGAUGAGGACAGCCCUGGAGGAGAUUUUGACUUCUUCUCCAACCUCGUAACCAAAUGGGAAGCUGCAGGCAAGCUUCCUGGAGAUUCUACACGCCAGGUGGUGGUGCGCUCUGGAGUUGUGCUGGGUCGUGGAGGUGGUGCCAUUAGCCAGAUGCUGCUACCCUUCCGUCUGGGUCUAGGAGGCCCCAUAGGCUCCGGCCACCAAUUCUUCCCCUGGAUUCAUAUCAGUGACCUGGUAGGAAUCUUGGCACAUUCCCUUGAAGCAAGACAUGUACAUGGAGUCCUUAAUGGAGUAGCUCCAGCUCCCACCACCACCAAUGCUCAGUUUGCCAAGGCCUUGGGUGCCGCUCUGGGUCGCCCAGCCUUCAUCCCCCUCCCCAGCGCUGUGGUGCAAGCUGUCUUUGGGAGAGAGCGUGCCAUCAUGCUGCUGGAGGGCCAGAAGGUGGUCCCACGGCGCACACUGGCCACUGGCUAUCAGUACUCCUAUCCAAAGCUAGAAGAUGCCUUAAAGGACGCUGUAGCCUAA
Molecule: messenger RNA, 885 nt
Organism: Elephantulus edwardii (Cape elephant shrew)
Lineage: Eukaryota; Metazoa; Chordata; Mammalia; Macroscelidea; Macroscelididae
Gene: SDR39U1
Product: short chain dehydrogenase/reductase family 39U, member 1
Exons: 6
Coding region: 1-885 (294 amino acids)
Source: RefSeq, a predicted model, not a curated record